Penicillium daleae is the source of this 906-nucleotide messenger RNA. RefSeq lists its product as uncharacterized. The coding region runs from base 1 to 906 and encodes 301 amino acids. The record is from RefSeq and is a predicted model, not a curated record. The transcript has a single exon. Lineage: Eukaryota; Fungi; Ascomycota; Eurotiomycetes; Eurotiales; Aspergillaceae.
AUGUUUUCGAAGAACUGCUGGUCCCUGCUGGCCGUUUCUUGCAUCUUGUUCGUCGGCUCCCCAGUUCGAGGCGAGGAGGCUUCUAAUAUUGAACGCGAUGCCAAUGCCAAACUGGGACAAAGAGUCAAUCCUGAUCUAAUGGGUGCUAUGCUCAUGGCUCGGGAAUCCAAUGAUCAAAGCCCUUGCAAUAGCCAAUGUCACAUAUCAACCGCUUGCCCUCCCACCACUACACCUGCCGUGGCUUCCUCGCAAUCACUCUCGUCUGCCAUCUGUGAAAUUGCUACAGCUCUCUGUGCUGCCUGUCCCCCGAGUGUGACCACCCAUCAAACGACAAUUACAAUCAGCAGCUGUCCCCUGGCAACAGUCACAACAACCGUCACCGAAUGUUUCGGCCCUCCUCCGAGCACAUCUACCUCCUCGUCUCUACCAUUCUCAACCCCGGCCAUUUCGACCCCCAGCUCCAGCAUUCGAUUCAGUAAUUCUUCAUCAAUCAGACCACCGAGCUCAGCCGCUCAUUCAAGCUCUAGCGGUCUACCUAGCACCACCAGCAUCCCGACCACACGCAGCUCGACUCCAAUGGGCCCCGGCUUCAGCAGCACCAUCCCUCCUCGCACUGGCAGUAGCACUCUAUCCACUCCCCUCACAACAACGGAAUCUACCCGCCCAACAACCCCUCGUGGCAGCCAAGGUACCCAGACCAUCACUCGACGCAGCCCUCCUGGUAUAGUCCGACGCGAGAUGAUGGGAAACAUCACCGCAAUAGUCACUAACACGACGAGAACUUUCGCGAAUGCGACAACGAGUCGUACACUUAAUUUAACGGGCAUUCUCACGGAGACGACCACGACGACUACCACCACUAUCGGAGUCUUCCCCAGGUUCCAACGUGUUAGAUAUCGGGACUAG